Messenger RNA from Cannabis sativa, 1741 nucleotides. RefSeq lists its product as uncharacterized. Bases 95 to 1696 code for a protein of 533 amino acids. The record is from RefSeq and is a predicted model, not a curated record. Lineage: Eukaryota; Viridiplantae; Streptophyta; Magnoliopsida; Rosales; Cannabaceae. The transcript is spliced from 2 exons.
UAAGUCUCCUUUGAUAAUUCGUUAUGUUCCUUCCGUUGGUGAAUACGCCAGUCAUAGGCCCGUAGGGUUCGACGAGCGUCUUCGUAGGUUUAGGAUGCCAUCGACCCGGUGGGGGGAUCGUUUGAAGGAAUUUUAUUUUUCGAACUUAGGAGAUUACCUAGGUCGGUCCCGGAUGGGCUCCGGCCCUCCGGAACCUAUUCCCUUAGGUCCUUCAGCUUACAUAACGUCCAGCUGGUUCCGGCCCUCGGACAGUUAUCUCGGAGAUGACGCUGCCAGCCUUAAAGUUCAGGACUUUGCUAGGGCCGAAUUAGGAAGUUCGGGUAGGAGUAGUUUAUUUGUUGUAUCUUGUAUAAGUGGUUCCUCACGGACAUCUAACACUUGCUUAUUUUGUGAAACAGGUGUCUCCAUGGAUGCCAUUUUGGAACAGCUUGCCGGAGUUCAUACUCCCGUGGCUCCUCCGGCCUUUACCUCUUCCCCCCCGGCCCCUUCCCUGAAGGUUUCUUCCAGCGCUCCCCCCGACACUAUUGACUUAGUGGAUGACGAGGAGGUGCUUCCGGGAGAAGGCCAAGGGAAGCAGUGGGACUUCUCGGAGGAAGUUGCUGAUGGUACGGGAGAGCCCCGAGCCCUUCCGGAGGAAGCUGAGGAAGGCGAAGAGGAGCCUGAGGUGGCUCUGAUUCGUAAGCGCAAGGGCAAAAUGAUUGCCCAGGAUGAGCCCAAGAAGCCUCGGAGAGCCGACACUCCUGCUCAUGGUCUUGACGGCGGGGUUUCCCCCAUGGACGAAAAUCCUGCUCCUCCCAACAUCGUGCUUACCCCGGUUCCGGGGGACGAGGUGAGGCAAGAGCUUCGGAUAGCCAAGCAUAACUAUGCUAUGGACGAGUACUCCCGGGGGUACGCCGAAGUGGAAGCCCUUAGGAGGAUUCUGCGGGCGGAGGUUGAGGCGAGCAUCAACCACCCGGAGUACCAGGAUCCGUGGGACCUUAAUCUGGACCCCUUAUCGGACUGGUUCCGUCGCUUCCUAGGGCCCACCUUGGCUCCUUUUGCCGCGGAGAUGACCGGCGAGUUCGCUUCUCAGCUCACUCGAUGCGCGCCUAAGCGGUUCGCCACUUGUGCUUCCCUGAACUCCAUCUUCCAGGUCCAGGACCUCAGUCAUUCUCUCACGGUGCUUGCUGCUGAGGCUGGCCGCCUCUCCAAGAACAUCAUAAAUCAUGGCUUCGUUCUGUCCGACUUUGGGGACAUGAACGAUGUCAGGAAGGUCCUUCAGGACCUCACAGCGGAGAGGCAGAUCUACCAGGAAGCUGCCGAGCGCCAGGAGGCGGCUGCCAAGGCCAAGGAAGAGGAGGCCAAACGGAGGGAGGCUCAGGCGGAAGCCAUGAUCCGGGACGAGGCCCAGCGGAGGGACAGGAUGGAGGCCCAGCACCAGGAGGAACUGAGGGCUCAAAGCGAGGCUGCUGAUAAGGCCAGGCGAGACCUCCGGGAGGCCAGGGAGGCUUUGGAUGAAAUGGUCGCCAAGGUGAGAUCUUUAGAGGAAACUCACCAGGCGAACAUAGAGUCCAAGGCCGCUCUAGCUGCGGAGCUGAAGGAGCUUAGGGACUUCAAAGAACAAUCCAUCAAGAAGGCCAAAAGAGCCGAGCUCCUCUCUCCUGUUUCCUGCGCCCGGUGUCCGAAGCGCUUUGACGAUGGAGUCUACAUGGCUUGAUCCACCAACGACCAAAAUAUCAAGCUUACUUUUUAUCUCAAACCC